AUGGCGACUAUCUCGCCCAGCAUCUCGCAACAUUAUGAUUCGCCCUCUUUCACCCUCCAGACUUUCAUCCCACCCCAUGCCCGUGACGCCUACAUCGCCCUUCGCGCCUUCAACCUCGACGUCGCCCGUGUAGCAGAUGCCACCAGCAACCCCACCGUUGGCGCAAUGCGCAUGCAAUUCUGGCGAGACGCCGUGUCGAAAGCCCUGGCCGGCUCUCCCCCUAAAGAACCCGUCGCCCUCCUCCUCUCCCAGGCGGCCUUAAACCUCCAGACGCGCACCAACAACAAAUCGAAGCUGAGCAAAAACUGGCUCCACCGCAUCAUCUCCACGCGCGAAGCCUACCUCUCCAACCCGCCGUACCCCAGCCUCUCCGCGCUGGAGACCUAUGCCGAGAACACGUACUCGACGCUGCUGUAUUUGACUCUCUCCGCUCUGCCCCUCGCUUCGAUAACAGCAGAUCACCUCGCUUCUCACAUCGGCAAAGCGACAGGCAUCGCCGCCGUCCUACGCGGAUUGCCUCUCCUCGCCUUCCCGCCGCCGCCGAAUCAUCAUUCCAACCAAGGGGCGCUGGGCGGUUCCCCCUUCGGAGGCCAGAGGCAAGGCGCGGUCCUGCUCCCCCUAGAUGUCAUGGCCGCCGCAGGCGUUAAGGAAGAAGAGGUCUUGCGGCAGGGCGCCGCUGCCCCCGGGCUCAGGGACGCGGUGUUCGAGGUCGCGACGCGCGCGAAUGACCAUCUCAUCACCGCGCGGGAGAUGUUGAAGAACCUGAGAGCUGGCCAGGAGGCUGGGCAUGAAUUCGAGCAUGCGGAGGAGCAGGGCAUGGAGAGAGAAUACGGCGCACAGCAGACGCAGACACAGUGGCAGGACGUAGAGAAGGCAUUCGGAGUACUGAUGCCGGCGGUGAGCACGCAGAUGUGGCUGGAUAAGCUGCAGAAGGCGGAUUUUGACGUCUUUGAUACGAGUCUGAGGAGGACGGAUUGGAGGUUGCCCUGGAAGGCUUACUGGGCGUACAACAGGCGGAAGCUCUGA
Molecule: messenger RNA, 1026 nt
Organism: Coniosporium apollinis CBS 100218
Lineage: Eukaryota; Fungi; Ascomycota; Dothideomycetes
Exons: 2
Coding region: 1-1026 (341 amino acids)
Biological process (GO): mitochondrial respiratory chain complex I assembly; biosynthetic process
Cellular component (GO): mitochondrion
Source: RefSeq, a predicted model, not a curated record